This is a messenger RNA of Kickxella alabastrina, 289 nucleotides long. RefSeq lists its product as uncharacterized. The coding region runs from base 20 to 262 and encodes 80 amino acids. NCBI's taxonomy places the organism in Eukaryota, Fungi, Kickxellomycota, Kickxellomycetes, Kickxellales, Kickxellaceae. The record is from RefSeq and is a predicted model, not a curated record. The transcript has a single exon.
AAAUAACUAAUUAAAAAAAAUGUCGUCAACUCUUUCGUUUACCCAAAUGACCCAAGACUUACUCCGUCUGGAGUCACACCCUGUACCGGCAUCCUCCUUGCCUGCGGACUUGCAGCCUGUCAAAAAUCUCAUAACUGCUGUUCGAUCAAUCCGUUCAUCCACAGAUCAAGUUAUUGAUUCACGCACACGUAUUGACCAGAUCCAACAAGAAGCACAACAAUUAGACACACUAAUCAAGAAAAAUAAAAAACUUGAUGAAUAAUUAAAAUAAAAUACCAAAAAAUUUUGU